This is a messenger RNA of Asparagus officinalis (garden asparagus), 1640 nucleotides long. Its product is annotated as PAN domain-containing protein At5g03700-like. NCBI's taxonomy places the organism in Eukaryota, Viridiplantae, Streptophyta, Magnoliopsida, Asparagales, Asparagaceae. The record is from RefSeq and is a predicted model, not a curated record. Bases 312 to 1640 code for a protein of 442 amino acids. The transcript is spliced from 2 exons. Gene Ontology annotation, biological process: recognition of pollen.
UGCUCUCUCCACUCGCGGGUUCAGACCAAUCAGCAAUCAUGAGAUUAGAUAUUUAAAAAAUAAUUUAAAAAAAAAAAAAAAACAUGCGCUAGUUUUAGUGUGUUUGACCGUAGCGCAAUAGGCCAGCGACAAGCUAUACACAACCAAAACACGCAUCAUCUCAUCUCCGACACUCACAAACGCACUCUCCCUACCGUCUGUCGUUAUGCUAUAAAACAUGCCAUAAACUACAUCGCUCAGCAGAUUAUCCCUCCGCCUUCAAAAUGUUGUUCUCCUCCUCCUCCUCUGUUUGAUUAGCGUCAGAGGAAGUCAUGGCAUCCAAAUAUCAACUGCUGCCCUCUAUUCAGCAGCUUCUCUUGUUAUUAUUCUCCACCACGGUGCUAACUACUUCCUCAAGCAAUAAUCAUGAGAUCCUGCAGAGAGGGUUCUCCGCAACACCGGACCCUUCCUCCUCUCUUCGGUUCCAACCCAUUCUCACAGACCCAACAUCCACCUUCUCCUUCGGUUUCCUCCGAAUCAACUCUUCCCUCCUCGACCUCUCUGUCAUCCACCUCCCCUCUUCCUUCCCUCUCUGGCGAGCCAUCCCAUCUCGACCUGUUUCCUGGUCCCACUCCACCUCUCUCUCCUUCAACGGCACCACUUUGCACCUCUCCGACACCACCACCACACCCGUGCCUUCUUGGUCAACCCCUACCCCCGCUGAUGUUAUUGGUGAUGGCUAUAAGCUCGUCCUCCUCAACUCCUCCAACCUCCAAAUAGCGCACAAAGAUCAAAAUCAGGCUGUUCCGUGGCAGAGCUUCGAUUACCCCUCCGACACCAUAGUCCAGCACCAGAACUUCACCUCCCAAUCCACUCUCUCCUCUACCAACCAACGCUUCUCCAUGAGCCUAGGCCCCACCUACCUCGGCCUCUACAUGCAACACCUUGGCGUCCCAUAUCGCCCCAUGUACUGGAAGCGCACCGCUCUCCAGGCCAAGGCCCAGAUCGUCCUAUCCCAGGGUCCCAUCUACGCCCGCCUCGAACCCACUGGAUUCCUAGGCCUCUACCAGAACGAGACCGCCAUCGUCGACGUCAUCUCCUUCGACACCUUUAAUGCAGGCAUCAAGAAGAACCUCCGGCGGUUGACUCUGGAGCAUGAUGGCAAUCUCAAAGCUUACUACUGGAAUGGGUCAGAUUGGGUUUCGGAUUUUGAGGCCAUCUCUCAAAUAUGCGAUCUCCCCGCCACUUGUGGGGCCUACAGUCUGUGCCACGUGAAAGAGCAGCAGUGUGGCGGCUGUGUCGACAACAGCACAGAUGGAGGGUGCUUCCCUGCAGAUUCGGGUGAUUUGUGCGGGUCAGGUGGGGGCGGGUUCCACGUUGUCAGGAGAGCGGGUGUGGAUCUGGCCAAUAAAGACCUGAUUGGGUUCCAGAGAGUUGAGUCGUUGCAGGAGUGCGAGAUGUUAUGUGAAAGAAACUGCAGCUGUUGGGGUGCGGUUUACAAUAACGUCUCCAGGGAUUGUGGCAUCGCGUUUGCAAGUUAUGGAGUUUGGAAUUCAAGGAGGUGGAGAAGCAGAGGUGAGGAUGAAAUGGGAAUGCCAUACAAGGAUCUGAAAUCAAGUUCAUUUAGAUCGAUCGAGCUGGCUAACUCCUUCAGAAAGUGA